Molecule: messenger RNA, 7232 nt
Organism: Hippocampus zosterae (dwarf seahorse)
Lineage: Eukaryota; Metazoa; Chordata; Actinopteri; Syngnathiformes; Syngnathidae
Product: transcription activator BRG1
Exons: 34
Coding region: 254-5227 (1657 amino acids)
Biological process (GO): positive regulation of transcription by RNA polymerase II
Cellular component (GO): nucleus
Molecular function (GO): ATP-dependent chromatin remodeler activity; histone binding; DNA binding
Source: RefSeq, a predicted model, not a curated record
GUUGGCACAGAGAUCUACCUGUGCGGUAUUCAUUGUGCUUGCUUCCGAGCCGCGCCGUGACUGUCGGCGCAUGCGCACUUUGUUUGCAGCGGUGACUAGACAUUCGGUCAUCGGAGCUGCGGCGGCGGUACCGGAGUAGGAGGAGGAGGCGAGGCCGUGGAAGUGGAGGCGAACUGUGGCGGGGGGUGGCGCUCGAGCCAGAUCGGUGAAACAUAAUCAUCAUCGCUCGACUGCGAACACGGAAACCACCGCAAUGUCCACCCCAGACCCCCCACUGGGAGGCAACCCCCGUCCGGGUCCGUCCCCCGGUCCAGGUCCCUCCCCUGGGGCAAUGUUGGGCCCCAGCCCGGGUCCUUCCCCAGGCUCUGCUCACAGCAUGAUGGGGCCCAGUCCUGGUCCCCCUUCCUCUGGACUCUCCCAGCCAGGCCCUUCUGGCUACAACCAGGACACCAUGCACCCCCUGCAUAAAUCCAUGGAGGGCAUGCAUGACAAGAGCAUGAACGAGGAGAGUCGCUUCAGUCAAAUGAAAGGGCUGUCAGUGAGGCCGGGCGGGCACGCCGGUAUGGGUCCCCCACCCAGUCCUUUGGACCAACAUUCACAAGGUUAUCACUCUCCAUUAGGUGGUUCCGAUCAUUCUAGUCCGGUACCAUCCAACGGUCCUCCAUCUGGACCUCUACUUCCAUCCUCCUCCUCAUCUUCCUCCUCCAUCGGCGCUCCCCCCGCCUCCACGCCUUUGGAAGGCCCCGGUAGCGACCAGCACUCCCUGGGCCCAGGCAGCCGCUCAGGACCACUCGGCGCUUCAGGGCCAGGACCCAGUCCCGGGCCGAGCUUAAGCGCCACUGUCCCCACCCUUAUGUCAGGCCUUGAAUCCGGUGGUCUUUCAGGACCCGGGGGCCCCACCCCUUUUAACCAGAGCCAGCUGCACCAACUCAGAGCUCAGAUCAUGGCCUAUAAGAUGCUUGCCCGAGGUCAGCCCCUGCCGGACCACCUCCAGAUGGCUGUGCAAGGGAAAAGACCGAUGCCUGGUAUGCAACAGCCCAUGUCGAGCUUGACUACAGGAGCCGCGCCACCAGGACCAAUGAGUUCAGGCUACAGUCGCGCUCACGGAAUGAUGGGCCCCAAUAUGCCUCCGCCAGGUCCAUCAGGCCCAGCAGUCGGAAUGCAAGGACAAAACCACAAUGGACCUCCCAAGUCCUGGCCUGAAGGCCCGUUGGUGAAUGCAGCAGCACCGUCCAGCGCUCCCCAAAAGCUAAUUCCGCCUCAACCGACGGGACGACCCUCACCCGCUCCCCCUUCGGUGCCCCCCGCCGCCUCCCCCAUCAUGCCUCCGCAGACGCAGUCCCCCGGGCAGCCGGCGCAGCCUCCUCCCAUGAUGCCUUACCACAGCAAGCAGAGCCGAAUCACCCCCAUCCAGAAGCCCUGCGGCCUGGACCCCGUGGAGAUCCUGCAGGAGAGGGAGUACAGGUUGCAGGCUCGCAUCACACAUCGUAUCGCUGAGUUGGAGAAUUUGCCCGGCUCUCUGGCUGGAGAUUUACGAACCAAAGCUACCAUCGAACUCAAAGCGCUUCGACUGCUUAACUUCCAGAGACAGCUACGACAGGAAGUGGUGGUGUGCAUGCGUCGCGACACGGCUCUGGAAACGGCGCUGGAUUCCAAGGCCUACAAACGCAGCAAACGCCAAAGCCUGAGAGAAGCUCGCAUCACAGAGAAACUGGAGAAACAGCAGAAGAUCGAACAAGAGCGUAAGCGCAGGCAGAAGCAUCAGGAGUAUCUCAACAGUAUCCUUCAACAUGCCAAAGACUUCAAGGAGUAUCAUCGUUCCAUCACGGGCAAAAUGCAAAAGUUGACCAAAGCUGUGGGUACCUAUCACGCCAACACUGAGAGGGAGCAGAAGAAAGAGAACGAGCGCAUUGAGAAAGAGCGAAUGAGGAGACUCAUGGCUGAAGACGAGGAGGGCUACCGUAAACUGAUCGACCAGAAGAAGGACAAGCGUCUGGCCUACCUUCUGCAGCAGACGGACGAAUAUGUGGCCAACCUCACCGAGCUGGUCCGUGCGCACAAGGCUGCGCAGGCCCUCAAGGAGAAGAAGAAGAAGAAGAAAAAGAAGAAGAAGAAGUUGGAGAGUCCAGAGGGACAGACUCCAGCUUUGGGGCCUGAUGGAGAGCCUCUGGAUGAGACCAGUCAGAUGAGUGACCUUCCUGUGAAGGUCAUCCACGUGGACAGCGGCAACAUCUUGACCGGGGUGGACGCUCCGAAGGCGGGGCAGUUGGAGACGUGGCUCGAGAUGAACCCUGGUUAUGAGGUUGCGCCACGCUCUGAUAGUGAAGACAGCGAGGAUGAAGAGGAGGAAGAAGAGGAGGAGGAGGAGCACCAGCCUUCAACUGCACCAACAGAAGAAAAGAAGAAGAUAAGCGACCCUGACAGCGAGGACGUGUCAGAGGUGGACGUGCGACACAUCAUCGAGAAUGCUAAACAGGAUGUGGAUGAUGAGUACAGUGGAGCAGCCUUUGCGCGAGGACUUCAGUCUUACUACGCCGUGGCUCAUGCAGUCACAGAGAAGGUGGAAAAGCAGUCCACUUUAUUGAUAAACGGACAGCUCAAACAGUAUCAGAUCAAAGGUCUCGAGUGGCUGGUGUCGCUGUACAACAACAACCUGAACGGCAUCCUGGCUGAUGAAAUGGGCUUGGGCAAAACUAUCCAGACAAUAGCGCUCAUCACGUACCUCAUGGAGCACAAGCGGCUCAACGGACCCUACCUCAUCAUCGUGCCCCUCUCGACUCUUUCUAACUGGGUGUACGAGUUUGACAAGUGGGCACCUACAGUUGUGAAAGUAUCCUAUAAGGGUUCUCCGGCUGCCCGAAGAGCUUUUGUCCCUCAGUUGCGCAGCGGCAAAUUUAAUGUGCUCCUCACCACUUACGAGUACAUCAUUAAGGACAAGCAAGUCCUGGCUAAGAUCCGUUGGAAAUAUAUGAUCGUGGACGAAGGCCACCGAAUGAAGAACCACCACUGUAAGCUGACCCAGGUGCUGAACACGCACUACCUGGCGCCGAGGCGGGUGCUGCUGACCGGCACGCCGCUCCAAAACAAGCUCCCUGAACUCUGGGCGCUGCUCAAUUUCCUCCUGCCCACCAUCUUCAAGAGCUGUAGCACCUUUGAACAGUGGUUCAAUGCCCCUUUUGCGAUGACCGGAGAGAAAGUGGAUCUCAAUGAAGAGGAGACCAUCUUGAUCAUCCGUCGUCUUCACAAAGUGCUCCGCCCCUUCUUGCUGCGCAGGUUGAAGAAGGAAGUGGAGGCACAGCUUCCAGAGAAGGUGGAGUACGUGAUCAAGUGUGACAUGUCGUCUCUCCAGCGAGUGCUCUAUAGACACAUGCAGGCCAAGGGCGUUCUGCUGACCGAUGGCUCUGAGAAAGACAAGAAGGGCAAAGGAGGCACCAAGACACUGAUGAACACCAUCAUGCAGUUGAGGAAGAUCUGUAACCAUCCGUAUAUGUUUCAGCAGAUCGAGGAAUCUUUCUCUGAACAUUUGGGUUUCUCUGGGGGAAUAGUCCAAGGCCCUGACUUGUAUCGAGCCUCAGGAAAAUUCGAGGUGUUGGAUCGGAUCCUCCCGAAACUGCGAGCGACAAACCAUAAAGUGCUGCUCUUCUGUCAGAUGACUUCACUCAUGACCAUCAUGGAGGACUACUUUGCCUAUCGCAGCUUCAAGUAUCUGCGUCUGGAUGGCACCACAAAAGCCGAAGACAGAGGAAUGUUGCUGAAGACCUUCAACGACGCCGAGUCCGAAUAUUUCAUCUUCCUCCUGAGCACUCGAGCGGGAGGCCUCGGCCUCAACCUGCAGUCCGCCGACACCGUCAUCAUCUUUGACUCGGACUGGAACCCGCACCAGGACCUUCAGGCCCAGGACAGAGCUCACCGCAUAGGCCAACAAAACGAGGUGCGCGUGCUGCGCCUGUGCACAGUCAACAGCGUGGAGGAGAAGAUUUUGGCCGCCGCCAAAUACAAACUGAACGUCGACCAAAAGGUGAUCCAGGCCGGCAUGUUCGACCAGAAGUCAUCCAGCCACGAGCGCAGGGCCUUCCUGCAGGCCAUCCUAGAGCACGAGGAGCAAGACGAGGUCUGGGGACAAGACGUGUGCCUACGGAUCAAUGAGGAGGACGAGGUCCCUGACGACGAGACGGUCAACCAGAUGAUCGCCAGGAGCGAGGAGGAGUUUGAUCAGUUCAUGAGGAUGGACCUGGACCGCCGGCGCGAAGAGGCCCGCAACCCGCGUCGCAAGCCUCGCCUGAUGGAGGAGGACGAGCUGCCGACCUGGAUCAUGAAGGACGACGCCGAGGUGGAGCGGCUCACCUGCGAGGAGGAGGAGGAGAAAAUGUUCGGGCGAGGCUCUCGUCAGCGGAAAGAGGUGGAUUACAGCGAUUCGCUGACCGAGAAACAGUGGCUCAAGCAGGCCAUCGAAGAGGGCACCCUGGAGGAGGUUGAGGAGGAGGUGCGUACCAAGAAGACCACUCGGAAGAGGAAGCGGGAUAGGGACCUGGACCUCCCUGUGCCCUCGUGCUCCUCGGGAGGAAGAGGACGAGGAGACAAAGACGACGAUGCCAAAAGGCAGCGAAAAAGGGGGAGACCACCUGUUGAGAAGAUAUCCCCCAAUCCUCCCGCCCUGACCAAGAAGAUGAAGAAGAUCAUCGAUGCCGUCAUCAGAUACAAAGACGGCACGAGCGGACGUCAGCUCAGCGAGGUGUUCAUCCAGCUGCCGUCUCGCAAAGAGCUGCCUGAAUACUACGAGUUGAUCCGCAGGCCAGUGGACUUCCGGAAGAUCAAGGAGAGGAUUCGAGGUCAUCGCUACCGCAGUCUUGGCGACCUGGAAAGAGAUGUCAUGCUGCUUUUCCAGAACGCUCAAACCUUCAACCUGGAAGGAUCCCUGAUAUACGAGGAUUCCAUCGUGCUGCAGUCGGUCUUCACCAGUCUGAGGCAGAAGAUCGAGAAGGAGGAGGAGAGCGAGGGCGAGGAGAGCGACGAAGAGGACGAUGAGCAGGACGACGGAUCCGAGUCGGAAUCCCGUUCCGUCAAGGUCAAGAUCCGUCUGGGCAAGAAGGAGCGAGGCGGAGAUCGAGGAAAGGGACGCAGCAGACGAUCGGGACGCACUAGAGCCAAACCUGUCGUUAGUGACGAUGACUCUGAUGAAGAACAAGAGGAGGAGCACUCCCUCAGUGCAACUGAUGAAGAAUCCUGAAGCGAGAGGUGUAGCAUGAAGGGAUAUUCCGCCUGCUCACACACGUCCAGUACAUCAGUACGCAAAACCUCCAUCCACUUGUUCACGUAAAGGAGAUAAAACUGAAGGGUUUGCAAUAAUGCAAAUGCACAUGUUCAGUCAAGGUCUUCAUUAUGUGUGUCCCUAAUCUUAACCUGGUUUUAAAUUUUUUUGCGUUUUAUUCCAGUUCAGUAAUGACAUUUGUAUCCGCUGGUGAUGGGACUCAAUUAAAAAUGCAAAGGAGAGGCUUUUUAAUAACUGUAAUUAAUGGAGCAAAAUGUCAUUUUAAUGGCAUACAAAUAUUUGACAAAGAAAGUUAUACUUUUACGGUUCAAAAUACAUUUUGGUUGCCCAAUUUCUCCUCUUUUCACCCGUUAUCGAGACAAGUCUUGCUCGCCUGAUUUAAGCGGUUGACGCUAAACAUGAUCUCCGGCGACUAUUCUCACUGCAGUGUUUUACAUUUAGGGAUAAGCAAAAUCUUACUUUUGCACAAUUUUCACAUAACCAGAAACUUGCCCAUAUUUCCAUUGAGCACUUUUUUCAAAUUAAUCGUUGCGUCAUGUUUAGUUAUGCUUGAUAAUAUAGAAUGGAAAAUUGCAUUUCAAUUCUUUUUUAAUUUGCUGUCCUUAAUUCAUUAAAAUGAGCACAUUAAACCAAGUAUUUGCAGUUGUGAAAUCACAAUUUGGGAAGCCUUCAAAUUAAUUGUGUUUUUCUGUAUGAUGAUCAAUUUAUGCCAUUUAUUUAUUCUACAUAAUUAUCAAAUGAUAAUUACCACUUCACUUACCCGAAUGUUUACGAAAACAGCGAGGAGUCGAACUCUUCCGCUUCGCUUUGAACUUGCCAAAUAGUGAGACUAGACUUAUUUUGAAAAUACGGUUUGUUUUGUUUUCACACAGUCUGCUGAUCUCAAACGUACAUUGGUGUUCAUAAUGGUGUACUACUUUUAUAUGGUUGAAUGUUUUCAUUUCGUAGUAUUUCAUUUUUUUAACGUGCAAUGUAAAAAAAGGUUCUGAUUGAGAUUAACAACCACUUUUAAAAAGAGUGACCCUUUCCAAAAAGCAUCUUUCACACAAAAGAACAAGUGAUGGAAAGGACAACACAAUGCAACAUCCAACGAAACGUUUUAUUUUUUUUAAUCAUCAGUGUUGAUUAGACUCAUAGGGAAGAAUCUAGUGGAUAUUUACUAUAUUUACAUACAACUUCACUCACACACAGUUAGGGCUCUGUUAAGGGGGAAGAUGUGCCUACAUUAAAAAAAAGUAGCUUAUCUGCCCAAUGGAGUUCAGAGAACAUCUAAAUCCUGUUUAAAAAAAAAACUGAAUGUAUCCAGAAAUGUUUUCAAACUGCCAAAAAGCAAGCGCCUUCCUCACCGAGUGGACAUGACUGAACGUGGGUCAAAAGAGUCAGACAUUCAAAAAGCAAUGUUUGUGUACACUUGGUGCGUUUGGGUUGGAUGUUGAGACUGAAACACUUUUCAGAACAUGUGAGGUGACAAUGCUGAUGUGACUGACGGUUCACAGAAGUUGAGCUUCACGUAUGUAUACGUUUGCAUCAAAACAGCCUGGAUGCUGCUGCUUGCGCGUCUCGUAGCACUUCAAACUUAUUUGAGCACAUGGAGGUUUUGAUCCAGCCAAUAUGUACUGUAUCUUUAAUUGCUUCCUAAUGUUUUCUGUAUGUGGUGACUUAAGGUUGGCAAAACCUUUAGUGUACAUUUCCUGUUAGUUUUUCUUUCUCUUCAUUUUAAGACAAAGGACCAGAGGGACGUUGGCUCCUCUCUGCUUGUGAACGCCCCACGGCCUGACAGUGUUGGAUAUUUCUGUAUAUGUAGGCUUACAAUAUGUUUUGGUGACUCUCUUAUAGGACUGUACUUUUAUUAUUCUUGGUAGAUAGUUCAACAUGCAACCAAAGCAUCAACAUUUCUGUCUGUGCUGUGUUGUGUCAUUGUCACUGGAGAGACCAUUGUAACAAUAAAUUAAGUGUCAAUGUG